CGUACGUAUUUACUAGAAUUUACUACCCCUAUCGGUUGUCGCGGUAGUCGGUUCGCGGAGCUUAGUGUGCCACGUGCCCAAGGACCAACAUCGUGCUCCGUGGUAAUUGGCGAGAAAUUGUUUUUUUUUUUUUUUCUUCUUCUUCUCUCGCCCUCGUCGAUCGCAGGGAGUACCUCGCCUCGUUCUCGUUCUCGAAACGGACCGCUUGCGGAUUCUCUCAAUUUUUUCACAACACUCGCAAUGGUCAGACAAUUCACGAGGAGGCAAUGGCUCACUCUGAUCGUCAUAAGCAUCGCCGACUUCGCGAAUGCAAUUUGCGUGUCUCUCCAAGCUCCGUUCUACCCGCAAGAGGCGGAAAAAAAAGGUGCGUCGGCCACGGAAUACGGACUUGUCUUUGGGAUUUUCGAAUUCGUCGUGUUUGUCAUUAGCCCCGUGUACGGUCAACAUCUGAACAAAAUUGGUCCGAAAUUAUUAUUCAACGGAGGCAUACUGACCACCGGAACAUGCGCGAUAUUCUUCGGUCUCCUGGACAGGGUGGAGGGUCACUACCCCUUCAUCAUUUUAUCCUUCGUUAUACGGAUAGUCGAGGCGAUGGGUAACGCCGCAUUUUUGACAGCGAGCUUCGCCAUUAUCGCCAAGGAAUUUCCCGACAACGUGGCCACGACGUUCGCCAGUUUGGAAACGUUCUUCGGAUUGGGACUGAUCGUUGGGCCCACGGUAGGCGGAGCUCUCUAUCAGAUCGGCGGCUACACGACACCCUUCGCUAUUUUGGGUUCCGCACUUUUCUUGGCUGCUGUGAUGACGUCCUUCGUACUACCGACUCACGGACCUGGCGGAGAGGACACCCAGCUGGCCGGAAGUUUUAUGCGAGUCCUGAAGAUCCCCGGAGUAAUUGUAGCCACGGCAUCGAUAGUCGCCACCAGUAUGAGCAUCGGAUUUCUUCAAGCGACCUUGGAACCUCACCUGAGACAGUUCAAUCUGAGCCCCGUAGUCCUCGGUCUCAUGUUCGUCAUAAACGGCGGAACCUACGCCCUGACGGCGCCGGCGUGGGGUUGGAUUUGCGACAAGCGUUCCAAACCGCAGGUCUCCACGAUCAUCGGCUGUUUCCUAGUAAUGGUGGGAUUCGGACUGGUUGGUCCAGCGCCGUUCAUUCCCAGCCCUACGCUCGUUUGGCUAUCGGUUCUAGGACUCGUUAUUCACGGCUUCGGUAUGGCCGCGCAACUGGUCGCCAGUUUCACCCUGGCUCUCAAAUCCGCUAUAGAGCAAGGAUUCCCCAACAAUCUGGAGACAUACGGUUUGAUAAGCGGACUCUGGACGAGCACCUUCGCACUGGGUGCGUUCAUCGGUCCCAGUAUAGCCGGAAUCUUGCUGGACACCAUCGGCUUCCGAAACGCGUCGAUGUUCGUGGUGAUCCUUCACUUCCUCGUGGCGAUCGUAGCGAGCUUAUCACUCAGCUGUUGCUCGGGCGGUCCUAAACCUUACACGCGAGUAGGAUCGGCCGACGACCUCAGAACGUCCCUGACCAUCAGCGGGACCCGCAACAGCCCCAGCCUACCGCUCGACGGAAGAGCUCAGGGUGUACCGAUAGACAGACCGAGCGGCAUGAAUUCGCUUAUCGCUUGCAACAGCUACUCGAACAGGGCUGGAGCCUGGUCGAGGGCUUCGUACAGCGGCAGAUAUUCGUACAGUUACGGUUCGGUGGAGCCGAAACGAUACCUGGAAAGUACCACGUGAUCAUCGGUGCGCCUCACGCUAUUGUAGGGGAAAUUCAACGGAGCUGCAGUCGUCAUGUUUACAACGAGAAUUGAAAAAAGGUGUACCACCACCACCGCCGCCACCACCACCACCACCAGCGAAGGCGACAUUUAACCAUCGACUACAACGCGUCGCCUCGUUCGUUUUAUUUUACGGUAUACCCGGGCCGUCCGAACGCACCCCGAGAACAACGAUACAGAGAGGACGGAUGUAUCGCUAAACCUUGGGAUACAUUCGUAACGACGAUAAGCUGGACUUUUUCUUGUGUUUUUUCUCUCUCUCUCUCUCUCUCUCUCUCUCUCUCUCUCUCUUCCAAUUGCCCUGUCAUCGAUCUUACCGAUUGUAGCUUUUUCACAUGAAAUCCACGCGCCGAGUAGCCCCGGAAUUGUAUAUAUUAAUUGUAUCCGCAUGUGCAGUUUAACCGCUAUGGUAAUUAGCUUGUUAUACUCGUUACACCUCUCAUUGCAUAAUUCAUCGAACAACAUUUAUUUUCGCACUUUUUAUCAUCAUAUUGUCGCGGUAUACCUGAGCACCGAAACAAUUUUACCUUUGUUAAAUGAUCUUUUUUUAAUCGAUGAUUAGUCUAUUUUAUGGAUUGGGAUUAUUUUCUACUUCGGUAUAUCGAGAAGAGUGGUGGUCAACUGUUUUCUCUUCUCUCUUCUCUCUCUCUCUCUCUCUCUCUCUCUCCAUUACGAACCGAGAUUCUUGUGCGUCGAUCUGUCUGGAUAUUCGAGAGAAUGAAUAUUUUCCUAUCUUAUUUCGGAAAAAUUCAAUCCCGCAGAUUACGUGUGUGCGAUGCGUAUAUACAUAUAUUUACACAACAUUGUACACGUAUGUGACCAUGAAAAUUAUUUAUUAACCGAUAUCUUUGAGAAAAAAAAAAACUAAAAUAAAUAAAUAAAUAAAUAAAUAAAUAAA
This is a messenger RNA of Athalia rosae (coleseed sawfly), 2673 nucleotides long. Its product is annotated as MFS-type transporter SLC18B1-like. The record is from RefSeq and is a predicted model, not a curated record. NCBI's taxonomy places the organism in Eukaryota, Metazoa, Arthropoda, Insecta, Hymenoptera, Athaliidae. Gene Ontology annotation, biological process: transmembrane transport. The transcript has 8 exons. Gene Ontology annotation, molecular function: transmembrane transporter activity. The coding region runs from base 241 to 1734 and encodes 497 amino acids.